AUGAACACUACGGUAUACUCUGAUUUUUUGUCGCUUGGAAAGAACAUGGAAGAGUUUGACAUGCGACACAAUUUCGGGAAUGUUGAUAAAUUUAAACCGCCAUAUAAGACUUAUGUCGCCAUGCUCAUAGCUGGAUACGAGGCCUAUGAAGCCGGCAAAUUCGGAUCCAGAGGCUUUUUCGACGAAAUCGGUACCUUCAGAGCCAAGUCAAAAGCUCUCCUCGAAAUCUUCCUCCGUUACUCGGAAUAUUAUUCCAACACUCCUCGAAACCUCUCAAAUGAUGCGCUCUUUGACUCCUACUGCUGGCCGAAUUCGAAGAAAGAUCCUUUGGUUUUCCGAGACUCUGAAUAUCGAUUCGCUUUCUAUACGAUUGUUCUUCCAAUAAGUGGACUGAUGCUGUGCUACUCGAAAAUUGUUUUCAUGGUCCGAAAGAGCUACAAACUAAUCGCCCUCGUCAUGAAAGGGCUUGGAAAACACGAACCUUCACUUCUGUCUCAGAAGCUCCCAAUGCAUCCUGAUGAGUGGAUCCCGGUCUUCAGAAGAUUCACGGAUGAACAAUGGGGCGCCCAUUUCAACCCGGAUCAUUUUGAUUCUGUUGAUGAUCCAAGAUUCGAAUCCGCCGUCAAGAACUUCUUGUUCGUCGAAAGAACCGCUGAUUUCGACAAUGACUCCAUCUUCAUGGCCGAAAAAUUCAAGCUGCCCAAUCUUCUUGGAGAGGGAAUGAUCAAGGGACGACAAAUUGCAACUCUCGCCGUCCCCGAAUGGCAAGAGCACAUUUCAGAAAUUGAGCUGCGCCAGAUUCUCAACGAAUGUGUCGCCACAGCCAUCAUCACCGCCAUCGUCAGCCGCUACGUCUGCCUCCACCCCAAAUGCCGACUCCUCCUCAAGGACGACAAAGCCAUUUUCCCUCACAUCCGCUAUUUUCAUCCCGAGCAGUUGAAGGAAAACAGCGUUGGCCGCCGAAAGAGAAAAGCCGCCUGGAAGUACCGCUCAUUAGACAACAUGGAUGACUGCCCCGCUGGCAAGAAAUUCCUCUUUGGAUUCAAGGACAAGGACUCCAACUUCUAUGAAAAAGUUUCCACUUCCGAAACGACCGUUCUCUACACUUCUCGCCACAUUAACGCUACUCCAACCCAGUUCGAGCAUCCUAUUCCUGUUCACAACUUUCCCGCUCAUUACGAUUCUGACUCUGACUAA
Molecule: messenger RNA, 1197 nt
Organism: Oikopleura dioica
Lineage: Eukaryota; Metazoa; Chordata; Appendicularia; Copelata; Oikopleuridae
Source: the annotation of a GenBank genome assembly